Molecule: messenger RNA, 1521 nt
Organism: Theileria equi strain WA
Lineage: Eukaryota; Apicomplexa; Aconoidasida; Piroplasmida; Theileriidae
Exons: 3
Coding region: 1-1521 (506 amino acids)
Source: RefSeq, a predicted model, not a curated record
AUGGCGUCCUUGUCUGUUAUUCGCAACGUUGUUGCAACUGUUGUUUCACUAGCUGCAUAUGCCGAUUGGAGAUACACGACACUAAUACUAAACUGUUUUAUGCAGGUAUCUCUGGGAUCGGGGCUUAUAUACGUGGACUUCCUCAGCAAGAUAGAUGAGUUUACCAUAAAUGCACCCCUCUAUCCUGAGGUGACAAAAUGGCUGAUAUUUUCAAUUUCUCUACUAUCGUUUUUCAUGACCGUUGCUCUUUUGCUCUCCCAAAAAAAUGUAGUUUUCAGGGAACGUAAUGUUCUAUCUGACAUCACGUCGAUAUUAGAUAUAUACAAUGAAUAUUAUGAAGAAGACCUAAGAUUAAAACAGGCGGAGCCAGAGGAAAAAGGAAAAGAAGAGCAGAAAGUGUCACAAUUGGAAGUUGAAGAUGUUUCAAAUUUGGCUUCAGAUGAGGUAGUGACCGUUGUAAUGGAGCAAGAUGAGAAGCCUGAGACUAGUCAUCCAUUUGUAGCUAUGGAUACCAAAGAUUUUAUGGAGGCGAUUGCCGAAAAUGUUGUGGCAAAAAACGUCGAAAAAUUACAGACUGCCGCUGAUUCCAUCACUGCAAACGUGGUAGCUGCAUUUUCCAACAAACUUAUGAUCACAGACAUCAAAAAGUUACCUGAAAAGAAUACUAGCUCUCCUAAAACACCUAAUACACCUCCUAUGGAGGUUAGAAGUGGAGACAAAGUAAUGAGAAAUGUGGGUCCUUUGCCUGACCUGGUGCACAAAAACAUAUUUGGUACACCUUUAAAUAUGCAUAUUGCUCCUUUUGAUUGUUCAAUGGCAACGCAAUUUGAAAAUGCACAAGAGUGCCCUGUUAUUAUGUUAUCUAAAAGUAUUACAGACAUACCAACAUUUUCCAGCGACGAACAAGGAUUGAUUUUUGACAAGCCUCAAAAAUUGCAAGAACACCUUUAUAAGAAAUAUGAUGGAACCGUGAUCAGGGACCCAGAUAUAAUCCGUAAUACCAUGAAUUUAACUUCACCACUAGUCCUUAUCGGUUCGAUAGAGAAUAUGGAAGUGGAAACUUGUACCAUAAUACAAGAAAACGUCGAAAAUUCAUCCCAGACCUUAAACCCAAAUAUCUGUGAACAUCACAACCUUGACAUCGAUAAAACAGUCCCUAUAUUUGAAACUCUAGAGAAACGAGUUGAAAAUUUGGCAAGUGAGGUAAAGAGAAUAGCUGAUAUCAGUACUGAACGUAUGUUGCGUGAUAAUGAGACCCACAUCAAACACACCCAGGAUGCACAACCAGUAUGCACCUCACCAGUUAUUAAGAUAGAAUUACAACUAGCAAUAUGUGACAAGACACGCAGUGAGGUGUCGACACCAAUUAAUGCAAAAAUAAUACAAGAGGAACAACCUCUAUCUGUUGUUGCAGAGUGUUCAGUAUUCGAUGACAAGGUCAAAGAUGCAGAAGUGGAUGGAGACAUUACAAUGGAGGACAAAGUAUUGGACUCUCAACCCGAAUUAACUAGUCAGGAAUAA